AGUAGCACUCGGUGUCUCGCAGCGGGUGGCCGCGCCGCCCGCCCAACGCAGCUACACUUUCGCGGGCAUGUCGCUAACGUACAACAAAUAAAGUUUCAACUUUUACUCAAAUAAAGUGAACUGAAUCAGUGUUUAGUGUGACUUUUGUGUGUUAAACUGGAGUUCCGUGGAUUUUCUCAGUUUUUAUACUUAAGAUCAUACCGAGUGAGAUGCUAUGGAACGCGGCAGCUGCAGUAAGGUGACGUCAUCAAAGAGAAUGGAGCAACGCAAGUUUGACGGCCCAGCAUGGAACGGUUAGGGUGAAGUGAGAGUGAGACAGAGAGACCCAAACCCCAUGGAGGUGAACGGGACGGAAGCGCGGGCCGAGGAGGCGGCAGUGACGCUCGCGCUUAGCGUUGCCGUCACCGUCAUCUCCGCCAUUGGACUGCUGCUCAACGCCUACAUAUUGUUCAUCAUAGUUAUUACUAAACAGCCGGCAUCAGCGUCGUCAGUGCUGCUGGUUCACCUGGGCGCGGUGGGUGCGCUGGCGAGCGGCGCAGCGCUGUGUGGCGGCGGGGGCGCUUGCGUCUGCAGCGCUUUGUUGCACGCCUUGCACCCGCUGCAGCUGUGGACCGUGUGUGGCCUACAUGCCGACCGGGCUGCUGCCAUUGCUGCACCGCUGCAUUAUGCUGCUAUCGUUUCCGCCAAAAAGGUAUUAAUUUGCGUGGCCAGCGGCUGGGUAGCAACGGCAGCUUUACUGGCACCACUAGCAGCAGCGCAGCCUCCGCUGGCGUACAGCGCCGGGCUGGGCAACUGUGCGCCAGACUGUGGAGCCGGACCAGCUGCACUUGGUUUCUGCAUCGUGUACGCGUCGGUCACGUUGAUCCUGCCUGCUGCACUCGUCCUUCUCUGCAGCCUGAAGAUCCUCCGCAUUGCACGCUACCAUCGACACAGGAUUGCAGCGGCUAUAUAUGAAGUGACUCUAUCGGCACAAGUGACGGUGACACACCAAAGAAAUCCAUUCUCCCCUCCACCUCCACCACGCAGAAGGGCGCUGUCGGCUGUACUUCAGCCUCUAGGUUCACUUGCCAUAUUAUACUUCCCUUAUUACUGUGUGUUGAUAUGGCCCGCGGUGGCGGUGCCCCCACAGCCGCUAGCUGCUCUAUCUGCUGCUCUUUUAGCAGCCGCACCACCAGUGAAUGGUAUCUUGUACGGUAUAAGGAGUCGAGCUCUGCGUGACUCACUUCGUAAUUAUAGGAGAAAACGAAUGACAAAAAGCGAAGUGACACAAGAGAUACAGGCGAGGACUCCCAGUGCAUGUGGCUCUAGACGACCCUCGCUAUCUGCUGGAUCAGGCUGUAUACGACCACCAACUACUAGGAGACUAUCGGAUGCAGCGGCGAUGGGUUCGAGAGGUUCAGAGCGACCAGCGCAACGUGCAGCAUCUUGUAACAUGCUGCAAGACUCGCAGGAGGAAGAGGUGGUGCCACGACCUCGGACGUCGGCUAUCCCUAUAAUCCGAGCUCCUCCACAUGUGGUCCUUGGUCGUGCUCUAGGACUUGAAGAGAUGGGUGGUACGCGCGAUCGACGACGUCGCCAAUCGCCACGUAUCACCGUGACGCGUGCCAUGUCAGAUGAGAGUGAGUCACCGACGCGGCGGCCACUGUGUCGGCAGCAGUCGCGGUCGAGCGGGGCCUUGCUGGGCGGCGUUCCAUACUCGCCCGCCAUCUCGGAGCACGUGCACCUGGACAGCCACGCCGAUGAGCAGCUGCUGCUGACCUGGCCACAGAACGGCACUCACGAGAAACACGACGCUUUAUAAAACGGGUAUUACGCUUAGAGUAGUCGCUGAUGUAUGUGUAUAAAUAUAUAAAGACAAUAAGUAAAUGUGUGUGCGGUUCGAAGUCGGGUUGCUUCGGUGUUUUGAGAUGUUGUUAUUUUUUAAUCGCUUCGUCCACCCGUCUCUCGACCUCCCCGGACGGUGACCAAAUAUUAUAUGAAGUUUCCUAUAACUAUUUACAACUGUAUCGUAGGCGUACGAUUUCUCCUACAGGGUUCCUCCAUAUCGUUAGCUUUACCUACUGAAGUAUUACUUUAGUGUAUCGUAAAGAUAAUUUCCGAAAUAUUCCAUAGGUUUAGUGAUACGAGAUUAUGUUGUCUUAUUUUAUGAGCUGUUUACUUUGAAAUUUAUUUGUUUAAAGUUUUACACGUAAGAGAAAGAGUAUAUUGAAUGUUAAAUCAAUUUCGUUACGAACAUACAAAUGAAGCCAAAUAUAUUUUGAUAGUCAGCUUAUCUCUCAAUAUGAUUGAUUGCAGAAUGAGCCUCGUGUUACUGCAACAGCAUUUAUUUGUUUCAUCGAUGAAGCAGGUUCAUUGUUGCGUUCAGAGUAUAGCGUAGUUAGUAUGGAAAAUAAUAAAAAUCUAUAUUUGUGUAAAUAAUGAUAUUCUAGUGUAUAGGUUCAGAUGCGACAAAUGAAGACCAAGGUCAGGCUUGUAAGUAGUUUUGUAUAGAUUUAUAGUGACUUAUCAAAUGACGUGAGCGCUUACCUUGAUCUUGGUGAAAGAACGGAUUGUACACUUGAACAGUUCAAUACUUCUGGAGUAAGUAGCCCUUAGUUCCUUGUUUAUUUACCUUGAACAUAUAUAUAUUGUAUGUUCCAACCGUCUCAUGUCAUUUGAGCAAGUUCGUUUAGCUUAGACCUAGGUCGGUUGAGUGCACAUAGGUUUGCUAAGUGAUAGUUUAAAUAUGCAACGCUUUUACGCAUCGCAGCCGUCCAACUGGGAAACUCCUGUUCAUUCUGUAGCUCCACACGCUUUCAAAGAUUAUGCCAAACUUAUAUUAAAAUAUGAAAAACGGUCUUUACACCUAAAUAAACAUACCUCU
Messenger RNA from Spodoptera frugiperda (fall armyworm), 2863 nucleotides. Its product is annotated as beta-3 adrenergic receptor. The record is from RefSeq and is a predicted model, not a curated record. Lineage: Eukaryota; Metazoa; Arthropoda; Insecta; Lepidoptera; Noctuidae. The coding region runs from base 335 to 1801 and encodes 488 amino acids. Gene Ontology annotation, biological process: G protein-coupled receptor signaling pathway. Gene Ontology annotation, molecular function: G protein-coupled receptor activity. The transcript is spliced from 4 exons. Gene Ontology annotation, cellular component: membrane.